This is a messenger RNA of Haliotis rufescens (red abalone), 4529 nucleotides long. RefSeq names its product P protein-like. The record is from RefSeq and is a predicted model, not a curated record. Gene Ontology annotation, biological process: transmembrane transport. Gene Ontology annotation, cellular component: membrane. Lineage: Eukaryota; Metazoa; Mollusca; Gastropoda; Lepetellida; Haliotidae. The transcript is spliced from 21 exons. The coding region runs from base 399 to 2648 and encodes 749 amino acids.
AUCGGCGAUAAUCAAUGAAGUAUACUUUUGUCAACAAACAAAGUCAGUCUUUUAUCAUCAAACUUUCCUGUUGGCUAUUGUUAGCACAAGGAAAUAACCUUUUGCUUUGCUUCAAGGUUAAACAUAUAUUUGUAGAGACUUAGCCUCGAACCAAAAUAAGAUAUUUCUCGAGAAAAAAGAGAAACUUGAGACUGAAUGACAUGCAGAUCUAACUACAGUUUCCUCAGAGAUGACUUCAUUGAAAUUGUCAGUCAUGAACGCACACUGCACUGAACAUGAUGUUGAAAGGAUUUAAACCAGACAACGAGGAGUGAUACGCUCAGCCGAAAGAAGAUACACGACAGUCAGUUUUCUGUCUCAUGAUCCGAUGAGCUCGCACCAGCCCCAACGACCACGUCAUGCCUCGCAUCACGCGCUCUGCUAGCACCGGCGGGAUCAGAAUCAACCCUCACGUGACGUUCCGAAGCAGGUCGUCGCAAGACAAUGUGUCGUCAGCAGUGUUGGUACAGAAGGGGAACCUGACGCCGCAGUCCUCGGCUGAGGUUUCGAUGUCAGAGUCGUCGCCACUUCUGUCCGAUUCGGUGACGAUAUCCCUGGGGAACGGGGCUCUGAAGAAGUCGGAGAAAGUGCUGGAGGAAGACCUUGACGACGACGUCUUCACGUCUUCAACGACGUGCACGAAGAAGGUCGUCUUCCAUCACAUCAAGGUUGCCGUCAUCCUUCUCCUGACUCUGGUGUGCAGUUUCUACAUCGUCCUGAACAUCGAGGUGGAGGAGGAGUGGCGCCAGUUUAGUGUGGAACCGCUACAGCACACAGGUCUGAAGUUGGAGCAUGCGAGUGCCACGUACCCCGUCGUGAGGAUGUCGCUACAAGGACCCUUCGUGGAGGAGGAGGACGUUGAGAUUGGGAUGGAGGGGACGGAGCCGAUGCAAAUCCGACUAGCCAAUCAAACAUGGACGUUGCACGUGAACACCACCAAGCUCCUGGAGGAAGUACCUGUAACGAUGGAGCACACUUUCACAUGCACAAGUUUCGAGAGUCCUUGCUCCGUGGACGUCAACAGCAGCUCGGAAUCCACCAUCUCUUUCUUCUACUCCUACCACCCCCUCGCCACCGACCACGAGAAUAGCGUCGUCUACGCCCUGAUCGUCCUCCUCCUCGUCUACGUCCUUAUCAUUUUAGAGCUGGUCCACAGAACUCUGGCUGCCCUGCUGGGGUCCCUGGCGGCCGUGGCUGUCCUGGCGGCGCUCAAUGAACGCCCCACGAUGGAGACGAUUGUGAGCUGGAUCGACAUGGAGACUCUCUCCCUCCUGUUCGGCAUGAUGAUCCUCGUCGCCAUCUUCUCCGACACCGGGUUCUUCGACUACUCGGCGCUCAAGGCCUACGAGUUGGCCAAGGGGAAGAUCUGGCCGCUCAUCACUCUGCUGUGCAUCUUCAGUGGGGUCGUCUCCGCCUUCCUCGACAACGUCACCACUAUCCUGCUUCUUGCACCCGUCACCAUCAGGCUGUGCGAGGUUCUCAACCUUGACCCGAAGCAGAUUCUCAUGGCGGAGGUAUUGUUCUCGAACAUCGGCGGGACGGCGACGGCGAUAGGCGAUCCCCCUAACGUCAUCAUCGUGGGCGCUACAGCGAGCCAGGGUAUCACGUUCUCAGUGUUCACGGUCCACGCCGCACUCGGCAUCGUUUUCGUCUCCGUUGGCGGCUACGGCCUUCUCCGCGUCUACUACCGCAACAUCGAGAACCUCAAAAACCAGGAACCGCCAGAAGUCAUAGAACUGCGGCGUGAGAUCGAGCUAUGGCGGAAGACGGCGUUCCGGGUGGGGAUGCUGACGAGGGAGGAGAGUAUAGUGAAGGCUCUCAUACAGCAGAAGACGGCCGAGCUAGAGACCACGCUCAACAGAACUCUCCAUAAACGGAGGAUAGACGAAGAACAAGAUUUCCUGUCGACGUUCCAUGAUUUAAAGAAGAAGUACCGGAUCACCAACUUCCCCCUCCUCAUAAAGAGCGGGUGUGUGCUGUUCGCCGUCAUGCUGCUUCUGUUUCUCCAUUCAUUCAUCUCCACCAUGCACGUGGGCCUGGGUUGGAUUGCGAUCUUCGGGGCGUUGUGGCUGCUUGUUCUGGCUGAUAUCUCCGACAUGGAGUCCAUCCUGCACAAGGUGGAGUGGUCAACUCUGCUUUUCUUCGCCGCGCUCUUCACGCUCAUGGAGGCUUUAGCAGAACUGGGUCUUAUAACCACAAUCGGCACAGCCAUCAGCGACGUCAUCAAGUCGGUCGGGGAGGAGUCCCGACUGCUGGCUGCCCUUGUCAUCAUCAUCUGGGUGUCUGCACUUGCCUCCAGCUUCAUCGACAACAUCCCCUACACCACCGCCAUGGUGCCGGUGUUGCAGCAGCUGAGUGAGGACCGGGAACUCAACCUGCAGUUACUUCCCCUGAUGCUGGCUCUGGCGUUCGGCGCAUGUUUGGGCGGCAACGGGACUCUUAUCGGUGCUUCUGCCAACGUGGUGUGCGCAGGCAUAGCAGAGCAGCACGGGUACGGCAUUUCCUUCCGAGAGUUCUUCAAAGUCGGAUUUCCAAUGAUGCUAGUUACCGUUGCCGUGGCAACAGUGUACAUGAUAGUCUGCCAUGUAUUGAUAGGAUGGAACACAUAGAUGAAUUUAAGCGAAUGUUCUGAUUGGAUGUUGAAUGAACUGCUGAACUUGGAUGGCAGACCUUGCCAGUCUAUUCCACAAUCCCUCGGGUGAGCGGACUGUACAACAGCUACCCACGUGACACACAGUCUGGGGGGACUUUCUCCCGUAGCCCAGUGUAUCCUUACGUAUAGUGGCGGACCAGCAGCUUCUGUAAUGGUGGACAUCUGGUGUUGAGUUGAACUGUGUCUUGUGUCUGAACAUGGUAUUGGUUCAUGGCACCAGGAGAACAGUGUGUGUCAGGACGACACGAUGCGAGUGCUACGUGUUCCACUUUGAACUUCAUUCAUAUUACAAGACUUCCUUCGUUGACUUGGAACUUACAAGAGCUAGUAACCAUGCAGAAAGAUGAAAGAUGAACUGUGUCGCUCAGCCCAACUUCAUAGGCUGGGUGCUCGCUUUGCAUUAUUGUUCUACCGUAUGUAUUCCACACGUCUUGUAUGACGCCGAUAGGAUUUGGGUGUGGCCAAUUCCUUCCCUUUCUAACUGUCGCCUUCCCGUUGUUAUGACAACUGCAACGAACGCAGGGGUUGUCAAGGAAUCUCGCAUUCUGAGCACCCAGCCUAACAGUUACCGUACACUUACGCUAUUAUUCUCUCAUUAAAAUUACGUGUUUUAGUAAUUUCUUGGGACAGUUAAUGAGGUUCUGUAUGAUUUAUGUAUGAUGUAUGUAUAUGUUUGACCUUUUAUCCAAAAGACAUCCACGCAUGUGUGUGGAUACUAGUACUUGAGCUACACCCAUGAAGAUCCGGGGUAGAAUAGGUCUUCGGUAACCCAUGCUUGCCGUAAAAGGCGACUAUGCUUGUGGUCGAUGCAUGUCAUCGAUUCCAGAUUGCGUGGAUCGAUGUUCAUGAUGUCAAUCACUGGAUUGUCUGAUCCAGACUCGAUUAUCUCCGACCGCCGUCAAAAAGCUCGAAUAUUGCUGAGUGUGGCGUUAAACAACAACCUAGAGCUGCACUUGUUGCUGACCUUCAGGCAAGGUCACGUUCUAAUGGUAAGAGCAUAACAAACCGUGAGAUUCAACCGUGCAUUUAAGACAAUCCCAGGGAUUCCAAAAAACAGGUGUUCCCAAUUCAAAGUAUGCAACAUAGAUGCUCUGUUUGGCUGAGGAUUUAUUGAAGGCAGUAUGUGUUUUUGGAAGUCUUGCUGCAACACUGGUCCGGGUUGUGUUCACCAUGUCUGCACUGGGGCGGUGUUUAAACCAUCCUCCGAGGCAUAGGAGAUAACUGUCUUGUCCACCCAAGGCCGGAAUAUUUGGGUGAGAUCGUAGCGCCACCAGUGUCUAUUCUGAGUUAUGUUCCUUCUAUUGACCAAUCAGAUUCCACCUCUCAUAUCACUUGCAUUUUGCUUCAAACAAAAUGGCGGCCCCCAGUGAAGACGACCUGAUCGAUAAUCAAGAUCUAUAUUGUAAUAAAACGGGUCUUACUUCGCGAAGUGCAUGAAAUGACGUGGGCAACUUGAAUAAAAUCAUGAAAAGAUUUGGAAAAUAUCUGUUGACGCUAAGUUGACCAUACACAUGCUUUGCAAAUCCAGCAAUCGACCGAAAUCUGCACGACAGUUUACGAACCGGGUGCUGAUUUCGUUACGUGAUUUUGAUUGGACAAUGCAAAUACUCUUCAAGUACAGCCACAAUUUCACCAUAACUUCGGCAAGAUUGGAAAGGGACAUUUUUAUCAGUUAACUCCCUUGCCUCGGAAGACGUAUUGAAGCCAGAUACAGGAUACCUAUCCCACAAUGCAGUUUGUACAUAAAGGAUGUUAUAAAGUUCCACAUAAAACCCUUGUCAGUCAACUAUCCCGAGUGAUUAUGCAUUUCAAAUUAAACACAUGCCCCCUCUUUCCA